CUUUGGCGCGCCGCUUUGAAAGAAUUAACUCAUGAAAAAAGACGAUCAAAAGUACUGAUCAGCUUUUAAAUCCCGAUGUGAAGAGAUCAAUAAGGAGGUUUGUUAUAGCACUACAUUUUUGCGCGCGGGCGUAGUGUUUAUCAGUCAUUAGAUGCGCGUAAAUUUGUGGUGAACUCCUGUAGUGAUCCUGCUGAAAGUGGACAGGAUGACGUCCACAAAAGAGAUCAAACAACUGCAGAAGGCCAAGAGUAAAGCCCAAAGCAGCAAUAACCUGAAAGAAGAAGCCAGUUUGUGCAAUCAACUGGGGGAGGUUUACGCUAAAACAGGUGACUAUCGAGCUGCUAUCGAAGAGCAUCGGCAGGAAUUAGCGCUGUCUGAGAUUUUGCACGAUGUGAUUGGAUCUGCUGUGGCAAACAGAAAGAUUGGAGAGUGCUAUGCAGAACUGGGAAACAUCGAAGCUGCUCUGAAGCACCAGAGGCUUCAUCUGAAUCUAGCUCGAUCAGUCCAUGAUGCAGCAGAAGAACAGAGGGCUCUGGCCACUAUUGGACGAACAUACCUGUUUCUGUUUGAUUCCGACCAAUCAGCGAACAGUUUGAAACAUGCUGAAGAUGCAUUCAAGAAGAGUCUGGCAAUCGUAGAUGAACGCCUUGAAGGUACUGUCUCCCCUCGAGAGAUCAGUGAAAUGAAGGCUCGUCUGCUGCUCAAUCUGGGCUGUGUGUAUGAUGGCAUGAAGGAGCCGCAGCGCUGCAGUGAACUCAUACGACAGAGCAUCUACAUCUCAGAGAAGAACAACCUUUUAGAAGAUCUGUAUCGCGCCAACUUCAACCUGGGCAGCAUUCACUUUCGAAAUGGGCAACAUUCGCGUGCCAUGCGCUGUUUCGAGCAGUCCAAAGAAUGUGCUCGUAAAAUGAAGGACAAGUUCAGUGAGAGCGAAUGCUUCCAUAGCAUCGGCAAGAUUUUGCUUCAUCUUGGUGACUUUGCUGCCGCACGGCGUUCUCUGAAGAAAGCUUUCUGUCUGGGCUCCCAGCAGCCUUCUGAUCGCGAGGCUGUCAAGAAAGAUUUCAGACACGCCAUCAGAGGAUGUCAGCUGGAGCAGACAGCAGCAGAAGUCACCCAGAAGUUUUCCCAUGAAGCUUUGGAUCUGUCGGAGCAGUUGGGAGAUCUGUACUGUAAAGUGGGCUGCUAUAGCAAAGCUCUGGAAGCGUAUCAGACUCAACUGGCGUGUGCAGAAGCUUUAGCGAAACCUGCUCGUGAGUUAGCCGUCAUUCACGUGUCUCUGGCGGCCACUUACACAGACUUGCGACAGCAUCACAAGGCCGUGGAGCAUUACAGACAAGAAUUACAGCUGAGGAAGGGAAACCCUAAAGAGGAGUGUGAGACGUGGUUGAACAUGGCUGCUUGUCAGGAGGAGAUGUGCCAGUCUAUGGAGACCCUCGAUCACUGUUUUACUUCUGCUCUGAAAUGUGCUGAGAAAUCAGGACUAAACAAGUUACAGAGGCGUGUGUUGAGAGUGUGGCUUCAGGCCCAGAGGCGCUGCGGAUCCUCCCAGUGUGAUGACAUUGAGGCCCGGCUGAUGGAGCUCUGUGAGCGGGAUGGACUGACACUGGACCACAGUGAAGAUGAGGAUGAGGAAGAGGAGGUGCAUAACAGUGAACCACUGGAGGACAGUGACAUCCAGUACUCUGAGUCUGAUGAUGAGGAUCUAGAAGGUUAUGAUAAGAUGGUCACGGGCAAGAGGAAGACACAGAGGUGGAACAGACGGAAUGAGAAGGGGGAGACUGUCCUCCACAGGGCCUGUAUUGAGGGAAACCUGAAGCAGGUUCAGUACCUCAUUGAACAGGGUCACCCGGUUAAUGUGAGGGAUUACUGCGGUUGGACUCCUCUACAUGAAUCCUGCAACUAUGGUCAUCAAGAGAUCGUAGCAUUGCUGCUGGACCGCGGAGCUAAUGUAAAUGACCCUGGGGGUCGAGAUUGUGGAGGAAUCACACCUCUGCAUGACACGCUAAACUGUGGACACUUUAGUGUUGCACGCUUGCUGGUGCUGAGAGGAGCGUCAGUCACUGUUCGCAAUAGCAAGGGUCACACUCCUCUGGACACUCUCCGUCAGUGGUUUAAGACUUACAGUGGACAGUUGGAUCCAGAGACCACGCAGGAGUGUUUGGAGACUGAGAAGCUCAUCAAGAGAGCUCUGUCCGGAGACGUCUCAGUUGUGUGUGCGGCUCCACGGCAGCAGAAGGAGCUUCAGGACAGUCAGCUGUUUGAUGCGGAGUAUUCAGAGCCCCUGCUGCGAGAGUCACCGCCAUCACCUCCACCAAUCACACGUCCCACCGCAACGGUCCCAACUCCUAAAGACUCGGCUCCCAAACGAAAAAGCACAUCUGCUUCAGCCCGUCGGCCACGGGGAAUGGAAGUAGACGUUCUGUAUGGGUGUCUGGAGGAGUUGAACCUCAGCAUGAAUCCUCUGGGUGAUGGUUGGACACAAGCACUAGCCAGUCUGUUAUCCGCUUGUCCUCUUCUGUCCUCUCUGUCCCUGCAAGCCUGUGGUCUUUCCGCACGUUUCCUCCAGCAACACCGUCUCCUGUUAGCCAACGCCAUGGCCAGCACUGGGAAUAUGCGGUCGGUGGGCCUCUCCCAUAACGCACUGGGGUCUACUGGUUUUGAGCUUGUGUUGAAGACGUUACCAAUGCAUUGUCUCACGCAUCUGGACAUUUCUGCAGUAUGUAGAGGUCCAUCUGACCAGCCUUCCAUGGAGAUCCUUACUAAACUCCUUACACAGGGUGAUUGUCCACUCACACACUUAAAUCUAUCUGGAAAUGGACUUACAGACCACAGCGUCCUCCUGCUUGCUAGGUGUCUUCCUGUCUGUCCUUCCCUGGUAUCUUUGGAUCUAUCAGCCAACCCUUCAGUGACCUCGACUGGCCUUCACAGUCUCCUCAACGGUCUCAUGGAGGCUCAAAGGCCUCUGGGUUAUCUCAAUCUUCAAGGCUGUCAGGUGUCAGGACCGCUGGCUGAUGAUUGUCUGGACAGCCUGUCUGAUCACAUCCGAGACCUGCGUUUGUGCUCUCAGAGUCUCAAUAAGCUGGACCAGGAUGCAUUGCAGCAGAGCUGGAAACGAAGAACAGAAGCUGUGCACAUUUUCUCUCGCAACUCCAAAUGCAUGCUGAGUAUCAGUUCACCCUCGCACUAAAUUAUUUUUGGCUGUCGCAUUUGUCUUAAUGCAACCCGUCGGUGCUAGUAUUAUGUUGUGAUUUAAAUUGUGUAAUAAUUGAUAAACGUUUGAACACAUUUAUCUGUAAAUAUGAGUGAUUGUGUCACUUAUUUGUAUAUACACGUAUGUUUGUUUAUACUCAUAACUCAUUUUAUUUGAUUCAGUGUUUACUUUCUUGGUGCAUAUUUGGCUAAAUUCCAGAAAUUAUGAGUUGAGUUUGAAAUGGGUGUGAGAUAUCGAUGCAUGUGUGG
Danio aesculapii is the source of this 3459-nucleotide messenger RNA. RefSeq names its product tonsoku-like, DNA repair protein (gene tonsl). The record is from RefSeq and is a predicted model, not a curated record. The transcript is spliced from 22 exons. The coding region runs from base 206 to 3187 and encodes 993 amino acids. Gene Ontology annotation, molecular function: protein binding. Lineage: Eukaryota; Metazoa; Chordata; Actinopteri; Cypriniformes; Danionidae.